AUGUCAAAAUUGUCUUCUUUCCCUAAACUCACUAACAGAGACAAUGUGAAAUUAUAUGACUUGUUAGACUUGCUUUGUGAGAUUGAGUCACUGAUGUCUAGUCCGAAGUACAGAAGUCUGUUGAGCCACUUCAAUUCUUCUUCUGGUAUAGCGCCCAUACUGUGUAAGCUUCCACACAACAUUCAGGAGAAGUGGAUUACUCAUGCGUACAAAUACAAACAACAACAUGCUGUUGUUUUCCCGCCAUUCUCAUGUUUCGUUUCAUUCAUAAAAGAUAUCAGCAAAAUGAGAAACGACCCUGGAUUCAUGUACACCACUGAGAAUGCAACAAAUUCUUACACAGUGAAAGAAAAGGUUGGUCAGAGAAACAAUCAAGUGAAACAAUGGGUCGCCACAAAGAAAACCGGAGUGACACCGAACUCAGAAAAUUUGAAGUCAACCAGUACAGUGUGUCCCCUUCACAAAGCUAAUCAUAGUCUGAAUGACUGUCGUGGUUUCAGAGACAAGUCAUUUGAGGAACGUAAACGUUUUUUGCGGGACAACAAGAUUUGUUUCAAAUGCUGUAAUUCUGAUGAACACAAGUCUAAGGAGUGUACAGCUCAGAUUCAUUGUACUCAGUGUGGAAGCCACUCUCAUCCAUCAGCUCUUCACAUCGGAACACGCACAGUCUCGUAUGGUGGGGAGAAGACAGGUGAUAAUUCCACAACGUCAGCAUGCACUCAGGUAUGCAGAGAUGGAUUCUCAGGGAAGUCGUGUGCUAAAGUAGUUUUGGUAAACUUGCACAAAACCCACAAUCCAAGUAAGACACUAAAGGCAUACGCAAUAAUAGACGACCAAAGCAACAGAACACUAGUAAAGUCAGAAGUCUUCGAUCAGCUUGAUAUUGAAAGUGAAAUGACUGACUAUCAGUUAACUUCCUGUUCUGGAGUUACUGACAUGCUAGGCAGACAAGCCCGAAAUCUCACUGUUUCAUCUCUCGAUGGAUCAUCAUCAGUUGACAUACCCAUUGUCAUAGAAUGCAACCACAUUCCAGACAUCCGGAAUGAAAUACCUACACCAGAGGUAGCGAAAUCAUAUACUCACCUUCAGGACAUUGCAGACGACAUACCUGAAGUUAAUGAAAAUGUUCCGAUUCUCGUCUUGAUUGGCCGUGAUAUUCCAGAGGCACACCAUGUAGCAGAACAGCGAACAGGUCCUAGAAAUUCACCCUUUGCGCAGAGACUUACCUUGGGUUGGGUGAUAGUAGGUGAAUCUUGUUUAAACAAAGUUCAUCGUCCAAACUCAGUUGUAGUGAACAAAACUUACCUGCUUCCUAACGGGAGGACAUCCAUGUUUCAGCCAUGUCCCAAUGACAUACACGUAGAAGUCCACAAUAAAGAUACUGGUCACUAUUCACGAGAUCUGGAUUCUUCUAUUUUCAUGAAACGAAAGGAUGAUGAUACAGUUGGUCUCUCGGUAGACGAUAAGGACUUCAUCAGAACUAUGGAUCAAGAUGUUCAUCUUAGUGUUGAAGGUAAUUGGGAAGCGCCAUUGCCAUUUAGAGAAAAGCGACAACCGCUACCAAACAACAGAUCAUACGCACUCAAGCGAGCACAAAAUCUGGAUAUCAGUCUCCGGAAAGACCCAACAAAACAAGAGCAUUUCAUGUCCUUCAUGAAAAAGAUAUUUGACAACAACCAUGCAGAAAUCGCACCCCCUCUUAAAGAAAAAGAAGAGUGUUGGUAUCUACCCAUUUUCGGGGUGUACCACCCUAAAAAGCCGUCGCAAAUCAGAGCUGUGUUCGACUCCUCUGCCAAGUUUCAGAACAUUUCCCUCAACGACGUACUUCUUUCUGGUCCAGAUUUGAACAACAAACUUCUCGGUGUACUCUUGCGUUUCCGGAGAGAACCUGUAGCUGUUACAGCAGACAUUGAGUCUAUGUUUCACUGUUUUUUAGUUGACGAGAGACACAGGAACUUUCUCCGCUUUUUCUGGUACAAAGACAAUGACAUAAACAACCAGUUGAUAGAGUUCCGAAUGCGAGUUCACGUUUUCGGUCAUUCGCCUUCACCAGCCGUUGCUGUGUAUUGCCUCCGGAAGGCUGCCUGUGCCAAAGAGGAUACUUUUGGACCUGAUGUGACAGACUUUGUAUGUCGAAACUUUUAUGUCGAUGACGGGUUGAUUUCUCUCCCAACUGCUGAUAAAGCAAUCGCCUUGCUUAAACGAACACAAGCUGCCCUUAAGGCGGGUGGUAAUCUGCGUUUACAUAAGGUUGCAUCAAACGACAAGCAUGUUAUGGAUGCAUUUCCACCUGAGGACAGGGCAAAGGACUUCAGUGAUAUUGACUUAAGUGUUGACGAACUUCCUAUGUUAAAAAGCUUAGGAUUGAACUGGGAGCUGAAAUCUGACUCAUUCACAUACCGUUUAUCAGUGGGAGAAAGGCCUUUCAGUAAGCGAGGACUAUUGUCGACAAUUAACGGGAUAUUUGACCCAGUUGGAUUUGUUGCACCAGUCGUAGUCUCUGGAAAAGUCUUGAUGAGAGAUUCAUUAAGAGGUUCACACAAUUGGGACGACACCCUACCUCCUCAUCUAUUGGACAGAUGGUCUAAUUGGAAAGACUCUCUGAAAUUCCUAGAAGAUGUGCAUAUUCCAAGAACAUAUGCGCCCAUCUCUCUACAAGAGACCUUGUCCACAGAGCUCCAUAUUUUCUCAGACGCCUCGGAAACAGCCAUAGCUUCAGUGGCCUACUUACGUACAGUCGAUGUUUCAAACAACAUUCAUGUGGGAUUCGUUUUGGGAAAGUGUAAGCUUGCACCAAUGAAAGGACAUUCUGUUCCACGCUUGGAACUCUGUGCGGCUGUGAUGUCGGUCCAGAUAUAUGAUAUCAUCAGUGAAGAACUUGACAUGAACGUUAACUCUGUUCGUUUUUACACCGACAGUCUCGUUGUCCUGGGUUAUAUACAUAACCAAAGCAGGCGAUUCUAUAAGUACGUAGAAAACCGAGUCGACCGAAUCAGAAAAUCAACAACACCUGACCAAUGGCAGUAUAUUUCAACUAAACAUAACCCAGCCGAUUCUGGUACAAGAAAUAUGACUGCUGAGGACAUUAUCAACGACAGGUGGAUCUUAGGACCUCCUCAACUCAGAGAACCAAUUGAAGACAAUCUCAAUACAGAAUAUCAUCUCUGUGAUCCUGAGAAUGACGUUGAAAUUCGCAAGACUAAAGACGUUGAAACUCUUAAAACAACUAUCGACGACAAAAGGGAUCAACUUGAGGCAUUUCGCAAAACUCAUAGGCUUGAGAGAUUCUCUACUUGGAAAGUAUUAGUGAGAUCCAUAGACAAAAUGAGAACACUAUCUAGGAGUUGUCACUCUCCAAAGGAUCUUGGAGCCUCAAACGACUCGUUUUCAUCGGAAGACCUCAUUAUACGCAUGGUCCAGCGACAGGUUUUCGCGCAGGAGAUUGUUUGCUUGCAAUCACAUAGGCCAUUGCCAAGGAGUAGUAGCCUCAUCUCUUUGAAUCCAGUUAUUGAUGAAAAUUGUUUGCUACGUGUAGGUGGUAGAUUGAAGAGAGGAUACCUUAGUAUCAAUGAGAGACAUCCACUUAUCAUUCCAAAGAAUCAUCACGCAGCUGUCCUACUAAUACGCCAUUUUCACGAGAUGGUAAAGCAUCAAGGGAGACAUUUCACAGCAGGGGCACUGCAAUCAGCAGGAUUCUGGAUUAUUGGAGCGAAGCGCUUAAUAUCCUCACUGCUACACAAGUGCAUAAAGUGCCGUCGACUUCGUGGAAAAUACCAAAGUCAACUGAUGUCUGACUUACCAGCAGACCGAAUUCAACCGUGCCCUCCUUUCACUUACAUUGGGUUAGAUACCUUUGGGCCAUGGACAAUUGCGACUCGCAAAACGAGAGGUGGAGUGUCAAACAGCAAGCGAUGGGCUGUACUUUUCACUUGCUUAUACACUAGAGCCAUUCAUAUAGAAGUGAUUGAAGAACUUUCAUCCUCUUCUUUCAUCAACUGCUUGAGAAGAUUUAUUUCUCUCAGAGGAAAUGUAAAAGAAAUCCGAUCUGAUCGUGGAUCUAAUUUCAUUGGAGCGAUUGAUGACCUAGACGUCAAUGCCAUAAACGUCGAAGACAAGCCUGUUCAGGAAUUUCUAUCAGACCAGAAGGUGACUUGGAUCUUCAAUCCCCCACAUUCCUCCCACAUGGGUGGAGUGUGGGAGCGGAUGAUUGGGAUUGCUCGUAGGAUACUCGACUCAAUGCUCAUGGACUUACAUUCAAAACAUCUUACUCAUGAAGUAUUGACAACCCUUAUGGCCGAAGUAUGUGCCAUCGUUAAUUCCAGGCCAAUCGUCUCAGUGUCGUCAGACCCAGAAGCCCCUAUGAUUCUCAGCCCGAACAUGUUGCUGACUCAGAAGACUUACAACAUGCCGACAAAUUUUGGACCAUUCAGCAUCAAGGAUAUGUAUAAAUCCCAGUGGCGCUGUGUCCAACAUCUGGCUAAUAUUUUCUGGGAUCGCUGGAAAAAGGAAUACCUACAAACACUUCAAGUUAGGCGUAAAUGGCAAAAAACCUUACCUGAUCUCUGUAUAGGAGACAUUGUUCUUGUGAAAGACUCAAGCACUGCAAGGUGUGAGUGGCCGCUUGGAAUCAUUACUAACGCAAUCAAAAGUGCUGACGAUAAAGUGCGUAAAGUGGAGGUGAAAAUAGUAAAGGACGACAAACCCACGACUUACACAAGGCCAAUAUCAGAAUUAGUUCUUUUGAUUCAUGAGGACUAA
Saccostrea cuccullata (small rock oyster) is the source of this 4758-nucleotide messenger RNA. RefSeq lists its product as uncharacterized. Gene Ontology annotation, molecular function: nucleic acid binding. Bases 1 to 4758 code for a protein of 1585 amino acids. The record is from RefSeq and is a predicted model, not a curated record. Lineage: Eukaryota; Metazoa; Mollusca; Bivalvia; Ostreida; Ostreidae. The transcript has a single exon. Gene Ontology annotation, biological process: DNA integration.